GAUCGGUUGGUUGAGUUCCCAGUUUAUGAACUACUGGGCCUGAGCCUGCCAUUGCACAUCACUGCUGCUAUCUUUGAGGUUUAUAUGCAUACCAGAAAGUAGCAUUUUGAUUCUUGCAUCACCUGUGGAAGUAAAUCCGCUGUGGUCACUGAUGGAAGAAUACCAUGUUUCCUUUGGUCCAAGGGCUGAGAUCACUUUGGUCCGAUGCAGAAAUAUUGUGAGCUCAGGCUAAGAUACAGAAGUGUAUAUAUGAGCAAGCCAUCUCUUGGUAGGAAUGUGCACUCUCCAACCCACCACCACCCAGUCUCCUCCUAGGGUUUCAAUGGGGAGAUCUCCCUGCUGUGAUGAACAUGGCCUUAAGAAAGGUCCCUGGACUCCUGAAGAAGACCAGAAGCUGGUCCAAUACAUUCAAAAGCAUGGCCAUGGCAGCUGGAGAGCACUCCCAAAACUUGCAGGACUUAAUCGAUGCGGCAAGAGCUGCAGGCUCAGAUGGACCAACUACUUGAGGCCAGACAUCAAGAGAGGCAACUUCUCCCCAGAAGAAGAGCAAACCAUUCUCAACCUCCAUUCCAUCCUAGGCAACAAGUGGUCUGCAAUCGCAAUGCACCUUCCCGGGCGGACCGACAAUGAGAUCAAGAACUUGUGGCACACUCACCUCAAGAAGAAGCUGAUCCAAAUGGGUUUUGACCCGAUGACGCACCGCCCGAGGACCGACUUCUUCACUGCCCUUCCCCAGCUGUUGGCUCUGCUCCAGCUCCACCAGCUCAUGAACAGCCACCCACAGGAUGACGACCACACUGCACGGCUCCAGGUGUUGGAGGCAAUCCAGGCUGCAAAGCUCCAGUAUUUUCAAUGCCUGAUACAGUCGGUCAGUGCCACCUCAAAUAACUCCUACAACUGUAGUGACUUGGAGACCAUAAGCCUGCUUAGUUCUCAGAUGACUUCGUCUUUCCCUUCUCACAAUCCUCCUCAGAAUAUUGAUAGCAGCAACCAAUUGGCAUCCUUCUUUGAGCCACCUGAAAGCAAUGAUACCAAACAAUGCUCAAACUUUUCUGGGUUUAACCAGGGAGAGAACAACAAGCCAAGAACACCAUUUGCAUCACCUCUUCCUCCUCUCACUGAUGUCUCGGUUACAAACCAGGGGGAUGGUUGUAGUAUUACUAGCUGUGAUGGAAAUGGGACUCCUUUCUGCUGGCCUGAGAUCAUGCUUGAUGACCAAUUUAUGAGCGAGUUCAUCUAA
Molecule: messenger RNA, 1240 nt
Organism: Musa acuminata AAA Group (dessert banana)
Lineage: Eukaryota; Viridiplantae; Streptophyta; Magnoliopsida; Zingiberales; Musaceae
Product: transcription factor MYB92
Exons: 3
Coding region: 275-1240 (321 amino acids)
Source: RefSeq, a predicted model, not a curated record